Molecule: messenger RNA, 1182 nt
Organism: Peronospora belbahrii
Lineage: Eukaryota; Oomycota; Peronosporomycetes; Peronosporales; Peronosporaceae
Source: the annotation of a GenBank genome assembly
AUGACACAGACGACUUCUACCUCAAAAGACCGGACUUUUCUAUUUACGUCGGAGUCUGUGAAUGAGGGCCACCCUGAUAAACUUUGUGAUCAGAUUUCGGAUGCUGUACUAGAUGCCUGUGUGUCAGAGGAUCCGAAUUCUCGCGUAGCUUGCGAGACAUGUGCCAAGACGGGUAUGGUGAUGAUAUUUGGUGAGAUUAGUACAAAAGCAAUUGUCAAUUAUGAAAAAGUCAUUCGUGAUACAAUUAAAGAGAUUGGAUACGACGAUCCUGCAAAAGGUCUUGACUAUAAGACGGUUAAUGUUAUUGUUGCCAUUGAACAACAGUCACCUGACAUUGCUCAGUCAGUUGACUCUGUUACGGAUGAAGAUGUUGGCGCUGGCGACCAGGGCAUCAUGUUUGGCUACGCUUCAGACGAGACGCCAGAACUCAUGCCUCUGUCGCACGUGCUUGCCACUAAAUUAGGCUCUAAGCUUACGGAUGUGCGCAAGAAUGGUACCCUUGACUGGAUUCGUCCUGAUGGCAAGACCCAAGUGACGGUGGAGUACAAGCAGGAAGACGGUCGUAUGGUCCCGCAGCGUGUGCACACGGUUGUUAUUUCAACUCAGCAUAACGAUGAUGUCACGAACGAGCAAAUUGCUGCUGAUCUUAUGAAGCACGUGAUUCAGACUGUUAUUCCUGAAAAGUAUCUGGAUGAUAAGACUGUAUAUCACCUGAAUCCAUCUGGACGCUUUGUGAUUGGUGGUCCGCAUGGUGAUGCUGGUUUAACUGGCCGCAAGAUUAUCAUUGACACCUACGGCGGCUGGGGUGCCCAUGGUGGAGGUGCUUUUUCUGGCAAGGAUACGACAAAGGUUGAUCGCUCGGCUGCUUAUGCUGCUCGUUGGGUUGCCAAGUCUGUGGUAGCCAAAGGCCUUGCCCACCGCCUCCUUGUGCAGCUUUCGUACGCGAUUGGUGUACCUUACCCGCUGUCGAUCCACGUUGACUCGUAUGGCACGGUAAAGGAGGGUUUGUCAGACGGCGAACUGGUGGAGAUCAUUAAGAAGAACUUUGAUCUACGUCCGGGAAUGAUCCAAAAGACGUUGCAGCUGAAGCGCCCUAUCAUGCAAAAGACUGCUGCUUAUGGCCACUUCGGUCGCGAGGACGGGGACUUUACGUGGGAAACAGUGAUGGAGCUCGAGCUGUAG